UUUUUUUCCCGUCUAUCUCUCUCUCUCUCUCUCGACAAAGCUCCGUCCUCUCUGGUUUCAGAUCACUUAAACUCACGAUCACGAGAGAUUCCACCGGAGAACUUUCUCAUCUGAAAUUCAGAGAUUUUUUUACUGUAAUUCGAGAAUGUCGGCGAACGAGGCGAUCCCUGACGAGUUCCGGUGCAACCGCUCAGACGGGAAGCAAUGGCGGUGCAAGAGACGGGCUUUGGAAGGGAAGAAGCUCUGCGAGACUCACACCUCUCAGCUCACUCUGAAGCGGGACAGGGAGAAAGCUGCUGCUGCUGCUGCUGCUGCGUCGUCGACGAUGAAGCUCGCUAGAUCAAGUAAAGGAGACGAAUCGGCGUCUUCAAAGGAAGGAGGGAUUAUUAGGGAUAGUGAAUUGGGGGAAUCGAAGAAGAGGAAGCGAGAAGCAGAGGAGGCUGAUGAUGACGAAGCGGUGAGGAAGAUGCAGUUGGAUUUGAUAGGGUUGGCGUUGAAGAGAGAAGCUGAGAAGAAGAACAAGAAGAAGAUACCAAAGAAGAUACCAAAGAAGAAGGAGAAGAAGAAGAAGAAAGGGUUUAAUGGUUUUGUUGGGGAAGAGUUAACGAAGGUUCUACCUAAUGGCAUUAUGUCUAUCUCUCCACCUUCUCCCACUACAAGCGAUGUCUCAUCUCCUUGUGACGUUAAAGUAGGACAAGAAGCUAUCUCCAUCACUAGUAGAAGAUUCAGGUCUAAGAACAUUGACCGUUUUCCUUUUCGGAAGAUGCAGGCGGUUCCUUUCAAGGGUAAAUUGGUUAAUGCAAAGAAGAGGUGUCAUUGGUGUGGAACCAGAGGAUCUGAGGACUUGAUUAGCUGUCUGAGUUGUGAACGAAACUUCUUUUGCGUUGAUUGUAUCGAGAAAAGGAACAAGGGAUCAAAAGAAGAAGUUGAGAAAAAAUGCCCUGUAUGCUGUGGAUCAUGUAGGUGCAAGUCUUGCUUAGCCACUCUGUCUGGAGUCACUGAAUGUAAGAAUUCUCGGAAUGUUAGGAAUGAUAUUGACAGGGUUUUGCAUCUACACUAUGCUGUGUGCAUGCUUCUUCCAGUAUUGAAAGGAAUCAACUCAGAAGACAAUGUAGAGGUCGAAAAUGGCACAGAAACGAAAGGGGGAAAUCUAGAUGAACGGCAAUUCCAUAGCUCUGAAUUAACCUCUGAUGAUCAACAACCCUGUUGUGACUCUGCCAUUGUGGAUUCUCAAAAAAAUUGCACCUGCAGCUCCUCUGUUCUUAGGCGGAGUUCUGAUGGAGACAGGAGUCAAGGGAGCUUGUCCAGAAAGGUUGGGUUAGUUAAAUACUCGAAUGGUAUAGAAUCUGGUAAGCCACCCUUAUCUGAUGCUUGGGAUCAAUCUCUAAAAGAAGCUCUAACGGAUUGUAAGCUGAAAGAAGUCAAAGGCCGCAGGAAUAACCUUUCCUUGAGAAGUUUAUACUCUCUGGAGCUGACAAGAAAGUUAGAGACCAGUGCAGAGGAAAUAGUCAGUUGCUAUGAGUUGCCUGAAGUCUUAGAUAGAUACUUGGGAUGCCCAUUUUGUCUUGGAAGAGAAAAGCAAUCUGCUAAUAGUACUGACAGCCAUUUGAAAGAAGCAUCCAGGAGAUGUGAUGACGUGACUGGUAACUUUUUGUACUAUCCCACAGUGAUGGGUUUUCAGCAAAACAAUCUCGAACAUUUUCAGACACACUGGAGCAAAGGGCAUCCUGUUAUAGUUCGUAGUGUGUUAAAGGGAGGCUCAACCCUUAACUGGGAUCCAGUAGCCAUGUUCUGUAGCUAUCUUAGGAACAGCAAUAGAAAAAUCGGCAAUAUAACUGAUUGCAUGGAUUGGUUUGAGGUAGAAGUUGGGGUAAAGCAAGUUUUUCUUGGGUCUUUGAGAGGAAAGGCUGAGACUAAUACUUGUCAAGAGAGACUGAAGCUGGAUGGAUGGCUUUCAUCUUCUCUGUUUAAAGAACAUUUCCCAAACCAUUAUGCUGAAAUACUGAGAGUAUUACCACUUCCUCAUUACAUGGAUCCGAGGUGUGGUCUACUAAAUAUGGCUGCCGACCUACCUGACAGUAUCCAGACACCCAAGCUAGGUCCAUGCCUCAGUAUUUCCUACAGGAGUGGUGAGGAUGCAAAGCCUGAUUAUGUGAAGAAGUUAGGUUUUGAAACUUGUGACACGGUCGAUAUCUUGUUGCAUGUCACAGAAACAGAAGUUUCCACAAAACAGAUCUGCAGAAUAAGAAAGCUAAUGAGAAAAAUCGGAAGAGUAAGAUCUAAAACCCCAGGAAAGGUCAAGGAGAGCAGAUUUGGUAGGGGAAACAGACUAGAUAGGAAUGACGCUUCAUAUGUUCAGAUGGAUCUGCCGGACGACUAUUCUAGUUCUGACUCAGAAUCUUCACAACUUUGUUUAGGCAGUGAGUUUCAGGUAGAGGAAAGAGAAAGUUCCAAUGACUCCUGUGUAGACGAAAGCCUAAGCAACUCUUGUGGUGCACAAUGGGAUGUAUUCCGGACGCAAGAUGUUUCUAAACUUCUUGACUAUAUGAACAACCAUUAUCUUGAGCUAGCAUCCAUGGAUUCCACCAAAACAAAAGCAAGUCAUCCAUUACUUGAGCAGAGUUACUACCUUGAUGAGUAUCACAAAGCAAGGCUUAAAGAAGAAUUUGACGUUGAACCAUGGAGUUUUGAUCAAUGUGUUGGGGAAGCAGUCAUCGUCCCUGCUGGAUGUCCAUACCAAAAUAGAAAGAACACGUCUUGCGUAAAUGCGGUCCUGAAUUUUCUUUCACCUGAGCACGUUACUGAAUCUAUCAAACGAGUGGACGAGCUUAAUCAACUUCCCCAGAGCCUCAAAACGAAAGCAAACAAGAUUGAGGUGAAGAAAAUGGCGAUCCAUAAAGUCAGCGAAGCUAUAAAGGAAAUCCGGGAGCGGACAUCUUCAGAUUCAAGCGCUGCAUCGAGAUUUAUAACUAGAACUAGAGGUACCAAAUCUUGAUUCUUGACCAUUGAGCAGGAUGUUAAAAAUAUAUAGAAAUAAACAAACAAGAAAGCAAAAGGGGGGGGGAUUCAUUUGUCAUUUAGAUUGUUGCCGGGUGUUGAAUAAUAAAGAAGCAUUGAUAUUCAACUGAUUCCUUUUCUUAAAACAUUUACACAUUUGAGCUUGCUUUCUACAAGAUCUAAUGAUAUAUACUGCAAUUUACAUGUUACAAAAGUCUGAAAUAUCUUGAUGUUACAACAAUGAAUAA
Molecule: messenger RNA, 3245 nt
Organism: Raphanus sativus (radish)
Lineage: Eukaryota; Viridiplantae; Streptophyta; Magnoliopsida; Brassicales; Brassicaceae
Product: lysine-specific demethylase JMJ28
Exons: 12
Coding region: 146-2995 (949 amino acids)
Biological process (GO): regulation of transcription by RNA polymerase II
Cellular component (GO): histone deacetylase complex; chromatin
Molecular function (GO): chromatin DNA binding; histone H3K9 demethylase activity; transcription coregulator activity
Source: RefSeq, a predicted model, not a curated record